AUGCAUUUGACACUGACGCCGCUGUCCGCGGCGGGCGGGGACUCCGGAGUGUCGCAACUGAUCCGGGGCUCGGAGGUGCGCGUCACGCUGGACCACAUCAUCGAGGACACGCUGGUCGUGUCGUUCCGCCUCGGGGAGAAGCUCUUCUCCGGGGUCCUCAUGGAUCUGUCCAAAAGGUUUGGGCCUUAUGGGAUCCCUGUGACAGUAAUUCCCCCAAGGGACUGCAAAGAGAAGCCGGGAGCCACGCAGCUCCAAAGUGAUUCAUUCCCAGAGGGGACAGACGUCAAGGCCGAAGUGAGCGGGACUGCCGUCCCGUCUGCGGAGCUGAGCGUGCAGAGAAGCCUGUGGCUCUCCAAGCCACCCCCUCUCUUUCAUGAAGAAGCGCCUUAUCCUCCCCCUCUGUUUAUCAGGGACACGUACAACCAAGUUAUACCUCAGCCGCCCCCUCGGAAAAUCAGACGAACCAAACGAAAACUGUACCGGAAAGAACGCUCUGUCCUGAUGGAUGGGAUUGUACUGCGCCCCAGGCGAGUCCUGUGUGAUAAAUGUAAAAACAGUGCUGCCGACGACAAGGACAUCAGCGAAGGUAACGGCCCCGCGAGUGACUCUUCUUCUAAACGGGAAGCUAAAAAGAGGAGGAACGAAAGUGGGACGACUGUGAACAAAAAGCUGAAAACUGACCACCAAGAGGAUGGGAAAAACCAAAAUGAAAGCCAGGGAAGAAAUGUCGGGGUGGAGCUGUCCAAUCCGGCUCCCAGCCGGGGCAGGGCUUCUGCUCAGGCGAAGCCCUCCAAAGCUCAGUGGAGUGCUCAAACCGUCCUCCAGAGCAAGAAGACGGAUGACACCAAAACUCCGGAAGUGUCAAACAAGGCCAAAGGCAAGGCACAAAAGAAGCAUGGGGAACUCUCUGGAGCCAAGAAUGCACAUCCCAAGGGCCAUGUGAAGCAUCACCGCCAGAAUGCCAAGACCGCUUCCCUUCCGCCCCAGGUUCGAGCGACACCACAGAGGUACAGGAACGAAGACAAUGACUCUCCUCUGAAGACAGGAUCUGAGGACAUGCACACUGGUAAGAUGGCACCCGAGCCCCAGUCUCGUUGCACCUCUACCCGCCCAGCAGGUGAGGCCCCUUCAGAAAAUCAGAGUCCCUCAGGCCCCGGAGAGGCUCAGGACACAAAUGAAGCGCAUGUGUCUGGUGAGCAGGAUGAACCACAGACACUGGGCAAAAGGGGCAGCAAAAGCAGUAUCUCUGUUUCCGUGACCCCCAAUCUAAAGAAAUCUGACUUUUCCAAUGCUUUAGUGGGUAGCAUGGAUAGCUCAAAUGUUUUGAGAUCUUCCAGCUCUGAGUGUAGCUCUUCUGAAAGCCUGGAUUUUCCUCCAGGCAAUGUGCACGCACCUUCCACUUCUUCCUCUUCAAAGGAAGAGAAAAGGCUCAGUCAUUCCUUGCAAACGAAAGUCUUUUCUAAAAACGUCUCUAAAUGUGUCACACCAGAUGGCAGGACCAUAUGUGUAGGGGACAUUGUUUGGGCCAAGAUAUAUGGCUUCCCUUGGUGGCCGGCCCGUAUUCUUACUAUAACCGUGAGCCAGAAGGAUGACGGCCUUUUAGUCGGACAGGAGGCCCAUAUUUCAUGGUUUGGAUCUCCAACAACAUCUUGCUUUGCUCUUUCGCAACUCUUCCCCUUUUUAGAAAACUUCCAGUCCCGCUUUAAUAAGAAGAGAAAGGGCCUGUAUCGCAAGGCUAUCACAGAGGCAGCCAAGGCUGCCAGACAGCUGACCCCAGAAGUGCAGGCUCUGUUGACAGCGUGAACUGUGAACAUGGACAGUAAAGCAUCUAGACGUUAGCGGGCUGCUGGUGUCAGGGACCCAUACCGCGAUGACACAGACCACACGAGCUGAAUGGUCUUGAAGGAACAUGGAGAUUUUUCAAAGCUGCCCUAAGAAGUCAAUGUUACAUUUACAGACUGUGCUGUAUUCAAACCAAAGAAAAGUUGUUGGGGAUUAUUUUAUAUAGAUAAAGAAAAACUACCUAACUAUUGUAAUAAAUUAUGGCAACGAGAUGGCGGGGGUGAUGUGAAAUAUUCAUACAUGAACUAACUUGAAGUUUAUGUAUGAAAAAUCACUGACAGGUUAGUUAGUUAGUUUGUUUUGUUUGUUUUGAAUGUGAAAUUCUUAUUGAUCCAAAUUGAACAGGCCUUAAAGAAAAUCACAGGACGCUCCAGAAAUGUUGAUUUAGUUUUCCUAUGUAAACUUUGUGCUUUCUCCAGGGUUUAUGGUAAUCAGUUCAGGUUUGAACCAAGGUAUUUCUGAAGUAGCUCUCCUAUGAAAAAGUAAUAAUCACAUAUACUGAAGCCAGUGUUCCCUGCAGGGUGUUGUAGAAACAACAAAAAAUGGCAUCUUGCUGAAAGGAGGGCAAAAUGUCCCCACCUCACCCAGCAGACAAAAUUUGGAGCUCUUGGGUUUUUCAAAUCAAGUAGGGCUGUGUUAUCUCGAAUGUAUUAUUUGCUUAUUGGAACAUAGUAAGAUGUACCUACAGGCCACAAAUAUUUGCUAUUUUGUACCCAUUUUCAUAACUAAUUUUUAUCUUUCAAAUUUCAGUUCAAAAUGCUUGGGCUAAUGUUGAUCUUGGGGUUGAAAACGUACACUCCAAGAGCUUGUUCUUAAUUUUACUGAGCUGAAAAGACUUUGCGUUUUGUGUUUAUCCUUACGGCUUUUAUCUAGUUCAGAAAAUGUGACAUCUGAAUUUUGAUGUGGAUCUCCUUCUGUCUAAGUGCAAGAAAUUCUCACAGGAGCCAGGUAGGACUUGGUCCCAGGGAUGAGGUCUGUAAAGACAGCAUCAAACUUUUUAUGCAUAGAGCAUGAAUUCUUAUUACUAGAGAACUUUGGUAAAUAUGUA
Messenger RNA from Tupaia belangeri chinensis (Chinese tree shrew), 2890 nucleotides. RefSeq names its product PWWP domain-containing protein 2A. The record is from RefSeq and is a predicted model, not a curated record. The transcript has 2 exons. Bases 1 to 1803 code for a protein of 600 amino acids. Lineage: Eukaryota; Metazoa; Chordata; Mammalia; Scandentia; Tupaiidae. Gene Ontology annotation, molecular function: chromatin binding. Gene Ontology annotation, cellular component: nucleus; chromocenter.